Messenger RNA from Sardina pilchardus (European sardine), 4242 nucleotides. RefSeq names its product SAC1 like phosphatidylinositide phosphatase b (gene sacm1lb). The transcript is spliced from 20 exons. Bases 103 to 1863 code for a protein of 586 amino acids. Gene Ontology annotation, biological process: phosphatidylinositol dephosphorylation. Gene Ontology annotation, molecular function: phosphatidylinositol-4-phosphate phosphatase activity. The record is from RefSeq and is a predicted model, not a curated record. Gene Ontology annotation, cellular component: endoplasmic reticulum. NCBI's taxonomy places the organism in Eukaryota, Metazoa, Chordata, Actinopteri, Clupeiformes, Clupeidae.
GUGACAUUUAGGGAAGUUAGGCACGUUUAUUACGAUACUUUAGAAGUCUCUCCCUCUUACAUGUGACACGUCACUGGGGGUGCUCCUAGUGCUGAUGUAAAGAUGGCGACUGCCUACGAGAGCUUCAAUUUGCAUACAACCCCAGAGAGAUUUUUUAUUGAGGCUUGUGAUGAUGGGGCAAAUGAUGUCCUUGCCAUCGACAGGGUGUCAACAGAGAUGACACUCACUGUGAGGAAGGAUAUCCCACCGUCAGCAGUGACACGGCCAGUAUGCGGCAUCAUGGGAACGAUCAGAUUAGUGGCAGGCAUGUACCUCAUUGUGAUCACAAAGAAGAAAAAGGUGGGGGACCUGCUUGGACACUUGGUGUGGAAGGCUGUGGAAUUUGAUGUCAUCUCAUACAAAAAGACAGUCCUUCACCUCACUGAUAAUCAGAUGCAGGACAACAAGACUUUCCUGUCCAUGAUCAACAAUGUGUUGAACACAGACGGUUUUUACUUCGCCGCAGACUAUGACCUUACUCAUACACUGCAGCGCCUGGCCAACACCAGCCCCGAGUUUCAGGAGAUGACCCUGCUAGAGAGAGCAGACCAGAGGUUUGUGUGGAAUGGACAUCUGCUGAGAGACUUCAUGACUCAGCCUGAGCUACACAAGUUUGCCUACCCUGUGGUGCAUGGUUACAUCACAAUGCACUCCUGCUGUAUCAAUGGCAAGAUCUUUGGGUGGAACAUCAUCUCCAGGAGGAGCUGUUUCCGAGCGGGGGUGCGGUAUUAUGUGCGAGGUAUUGACUCCGAAGGCCAUGCUGCCAACUUUGUGGAAACAGAACAGAUCAUCCAGUACAAUGGAUCAAAAGCCUCAUUUGUUCAGACCCGAGGAUCCAUUCCCUUCUACUGGUCUCAGAGGCCAAACCUCAAAUACAAGCCCAAGCCACAGAUCAGCAAAAAUACCAACCAUCUUGAUGGUCUCCAAAGGCAUUUUGACUCUCAGAUAAUCACGUAUGGGAAACAAGUGAUUUUAAACUUGAUUAAUCAGAAAGGUUCAGAAAAACCCUUGGAACUUGCCUUUUCCAAAAUGGUGUCCAGUUUAGCGAAUGGCAUGGUGAAGUAUAUAGCAUUUGAUUUCCACAAAGAGUGCAGUCGGAUGAGGUGGCAUCGCCUGCAGAUUUUGGUGGACAUGGUGGCUGAGAUGCAAGAUGAAUUUGGGUACUUCCUGGUGGAUGCCGACGGCUCUGUGAUUGUUCAGCAAGAGGGAACGUUCCGCAGCAACUGCAUGGACUGCUUGGACCGUACCAAUGUGGUGCAGAGCCUGCUGGCCCGCCGCUCCCUCCAGUCCCAGCUACAGAAAAUGAGUGUCCUCCACGUGGGCCAGAGGGUGGAGGAGCAGACCGACUUUGAGAAGGUCUAUAAGAAUGCAUGGGCGGAUAAUGCCAAUGCGUGUGCUAAGCAGUAUGCGGGCACGGGGGCGCUGAAGACGGAUUUCACACGGACAGGUAAAAGGACCCAUGUGGGCCUCCUGAUGGACGGCUGGAACUCCAUGAUCAGAUACUACAAGAACAACUUCUCUGAUGGAUUCAGACAGGACUCUAUAGAUCUCUUCUUAGGUAACUAUGCGGUGGAUGAAGUGGACAUGAGCACUCCACUUCAUGAGCCCAAAGACUGGAAGUUCCUCACGUUGCCCAUUAUCAUGGUGGUUGCGUUCUCUAUGUGCAUCAUAUGCCUCCUUAUGGCAGGUGACACAUGGACAGAGACGCUGGCCUACGUGCUGUUCUGGGGCACGGCCAGUGUUGUGACUGCCGGCGUCAUCCUCUUCAAUGGCCGCGACUUCGUGGACGCGCCCAAGUUGGUGCAGAAGGAGAAGCUGGACUGAAUGUGCGCGUGUGGAAAGCAGCUGGGUCCCGCCGACACCCUCAACUCUUCAUCCUCCUCCUCCUCCACCGGACCCUCCUCCUUCCCGCGCCUUCGGCAGGUCUGGAGUCUGUACUGAGCAGCCGAGAGGCGGAAGGGUCAAGGAGUCGAAGAGAGGAUAGGGAGGGUUGGGGGCGAUAUGGGCCGGGGCGGGACUGGAUUUGACGGUGAGGGAGAAGUGCCAGGGUCAGAUAAGAGACUGGACGAGAGGGCGCCCUCACCGUGGCUGCUGUCCACACACACACGGAUAAAACAUGGACGCAUGUGCAUACACACACACACACACACACACACACACACACACACACACACACACACACACACACACACACACACACACACACACACACACACACACACACACACACACACACACACACACACACACACAAACACACUCACUCAGAUGCACGUUGCUGUGUAGUGGGGGAGAGCAGGUACUAGAACCUUCAUAGCUCCCAGCCACUGCAGCGUCAUUGAGAUCAGGGGUUUUCUUCAUCUCUCUUGCUCACCAUCUUCUCCUCUAGUCUCUGCUAUCAUUUUCUUCUCACUCUUCUGUCUCUUCAUCCACCUGACAACCACGAGGCCAGCCCGGUCCCUGGUCUCUUCAUCACCUGAGCUUUUAAUUACCCAUGAUGCCAUUCUGCAGUUGCGCUGAUGCCACACUGCCGUACCCCCCCCCCCCCCCCCCACACACACACACACACACACACAUACACACACAAACUCUGAAGUCAGCUCUUCACAUGCUGGCCUCGUCUCCUCUCAGAGUUUUGCCAAAUCUGCGAGUGAGGAAUGCUCUUCCACCAGGGAACCAUCUUCUCAUCCAAGGUCCAUUGUUCACACAGCUAAGAUUUGUGGCUGCAUCUUGGUGUUUAGUGGUUUGUAGGCUUCGAGCAGUAACAUCAGAUCAUCCAUCAUCAGAUAGGAUUUUAUUUCUGCUGAAUAUGUACAAUAUAUUUUGCCUUUAUUUUUUUUACAUUAUUUUUGCCUUGGUUUUGGGGUCAUCCUUGUCCAUAUCAUAUGAAACUGUAACUGUUGAAUGAACAACAGACUGCGAAGGGAAGGACAGCUUUUGGAAGGGGCAUGCAGACACAUGUACUAGUAAACGCUUGCUGGAGCGAUGAUUUAGUAUCCUGUGAGAGUCUGGCUAUGCAGUUUUCCCAAGAUGGGGAAGGAAGAUGUGUGGGAAUAUGGCUCAUCACUGAACCGUGCCACGUCCAUCUUUUCACAUCCUCCUCCCUCAACCCCAUGCUUUGCUUCCUUUAAGUCCCUUCCGCUCUUUCUGUCUCAUGUGUGCUGUUUACUGAUGUGUCUUUGCCUCUGCGUCAGACUUGUAGUGUUCGAGCUGCCUUACGCUUGGGAUGGGAGUGGGGAAUGCCUUGUCUUUGUGUGCUUGUGAGAUGUUUAGUGUGCACUGUCCCAUCACGGCACAGCAAGAAGCAGGAUGUUCUCUUUCCCAGCUCUGCUCAUGGUACAGUGCAGCUAUGAUCUCCAUUAGCGUGGUCACACACGAGGCAGUUCACCCGUGCAUCCUCCAUUCCAGUCAUAGUAAUAUGGUUCUUAUUCAAAAUGGCGCCAUACUUUCGGCAUACUCUGUAUUCUCCCUUAUGACAUAGCCUCCAAUAAGGCGACAUAUCAUUGGAUAGCUUUUGUGUCCCAUCUGUUUGAAAACAGCAUGUACAAAUGUGUCCAUCAUGUACAUCUGAGUAGCAGAUCUCAGUCUGUUACUUUCACUGCAGAUCCCUUAUUUAUGUAUCAAAAUGUCAAUGUUUAAAGAUACAUCACUUUUACAUUUACCAUUUACAAUUUUAUCCAUGAUGCCACAAUUGUGCCCACAAUUUUGUGACACAAAAUGCCAUGUGUCUGAUGGUAAGAGGCUUUGGCAUUUUCCCCUCUGAUAAUGUACCAUAUAUAUUUUUUUUUUCUUUGGUGCAGUGUAGAGAGAAUGCUUGUCAAUAGACACUAUUGUUAUUAACUUGCCAAAUUAAACAUGCUGGGACCUUCACUACCAUAGUUAAGAUACAGUAUUUAGAGGAAUAAACUACAUGUUAUGGAAGAUAUUUUUGGUGGCUUUGACUGGAUCACCUUGCUCUAUACUGUUUCUUAAGCAUGGGCCUCACAGUGGGAAAUGGCAGACUUUUAAAUGUAUUCACAUAACAGCACUUUCCCAAUGAGUUCUUAAAUUAUUGUCAAUUUUGAAUCAUUUCAUCAGCUCCUGUUGGGUAAUUAUUUGGGAUGUUUCUUUGUAAUAAAUAUUUUGAUUCAUGGGAAUAUGAAAUGUCACUAUUUCAAGUCUGACGUCUGUCAAGGAGGUUUGUAAUAAAAGAUGGCAAUCUCA